AUGCCGACACUCACCCGCACAGGAAAGCGCAAGGCCACGGACGAACCGAGUACCCCAGAUUCCAAGCAAAGGGUCAAAAGGGCUAGGACCGAGUCUCCGGAUUCCCAAAUCAAGCCCCAGCUGAAAAUCGUACCGUUUGCGGAGAAGCCCGCAGUGUUGGAAGAAAGACGAGGCGAUAUAGAAUUCCGAGUUGUUAACAAUGACGGAACCAGAGAGAGCUUCAUUAUCCUCACGGGCCUCAAAUGUAUAUUCCAAAAGCAACUUCCGAAAAUGCCGAAGGAUUAUAUCGCGCGACUGGUAUAUGACAGAACGCAUUUAUCGAUUGCUAUAAUAAAACACCCUUUGGAGGUAGUCGGGGGAAUCACAUAUCGACCGUUCAGAGGAAGAGCCUUCGCGGAAAUUGUAUUUUGCGCCAUAUCUUCUGAUCAGCAGGUAAAAGGUUAUGGUGCUCAUUUGAUGUCGCAUUUAAAGGAUUAUGUGAAAGCUACCUCUGAUGUGAUGCACUUCCUCACAUAUGCCGACAACUAUGCCAUUGGAUAUUUCAAAAAGCAAGGAUUCACGAAGGAAAUCAACCUCGAUAAGGCAAUCUGGAUGGGCUAUAUCAAGGAUUACGAAGGGGGAACCAUCAUGCAGUGUACUAUGAUUCCGAAGAUCCGGUACCUCGAAUCUGGACGCAUGAUUUUAAAACAAAAAGAAGCUGUACACGCCAAAAUCCGUGCGUUUAGCAAGUCCUAUAUUGUCCAUGCACCACCAAAGGAAUGGAGAAACGGGAUCUGCGAAAUUGAUCCGCUCAGCAUCCCAGCUAUCAAAGAGUCUGGAUGGUCUCCUGACAUGGAUGAACUAGCCCGCCAGCCGCGCCACGGACCUAAUUACAAUCAACUUUUGCACCUGCUAAAUGACAUGCAAAACCACAGUGCAGCAUGGCCUUUUGCACAGCCAGUGAAUCGGGAUGAAGUUCCUGACUAUUAUGAGGUAAUAAAGGAGCCGAUGGACCUGUCAACGAUGGAGGAAAAGCAUGAGAAGGAUCUCUACCCGACUCCGCAAGAUUUCAUCAAGGAUGCGAUGCUCAUUUUCGAUAACUGCCGGCGGUAUAACGACGAGAGUACGUCCUACGCUAAAAGCGCGAACAAGCUGGAGAAAUUUAUGUGGCAGCAGAUUAAGGCUAUCCCAGAGUGGUCAGUAAGUGCGCUCUAUCAACUAAGGGCGUUUCGUAUUCCGCUGACGCAAUCCGAUUUGUUAGCAUUUGGCGGAUGGCCAUUGACUGAGCCUGGGCGCCAUAUAAGGAAUGACAUGGCGAUUGUUUAA
Messenger RNA from Uncinocarpus reesii 1704, 1305 nucleotides. RefSeq names its product histone acetyltransferase GCN5. Gene Ontology annotation, biological process: positive regulation of transcription by RNA polymerase II; chromatin remodeling. Gene Ontology annotation, cellular component: histone acetyltransferase complex. NCBI's taxonomy places the organism in Eukaryota, Fungi, Ascomycota, Eurotiomycetes, Onygenales, Onygenaceae. Gene Ontology annotation, molecular function: protein binding; histone H3 acetyltransferase activity. The record is from RefSeq and is a predicted model, not a curated record. The transcript has 5 exons. Bases 1 to 1305 code for a protein of 434 amino acids.